Molecule: messenger RNA, 1980 nt
Organism: Ictidomys tridecemlineatus (thirteen-lined ground squirrel)
Lineage: Eukaryota; Metazoa; Chordata; Mammalia; Rodentia; Sciuridae
Gene: Serpinb10
Product: serpin family B member 10
Biological process (GO): negative regulation of endopeptidase activity
Molecular function (GO): serine-type endopeptidase inhibitor activity
Source: RefSeq, a predicted model, not a curated record
AAGAAGGAGGUGCAACAAUUUUUUUAAAAAAAAUUUCUUCAGUUAAAAGUUCCCUAAUUCUUCAGCCACAAUCUCUUACUAAAGGAACAACUUGCCCAUUCUGCUCUGGCAGAAGAAAAUAAGGGUUUCUCAAUGGACUCUCUAGCAACAUCCAUCAACCAGUUUGCCCUGGCAUUUAGCAAAAAGCUAGCUGAAUCUGCUGAGGAUAAAAAUAUCUUCUUCUCUCCCUGGGGCAUCUCAACCUCAUUGGCCAUGGUGUAUUCGGGCACCAGAGGUUCCACGGAAGCCCAGAUGGCCCAGGUUCUCCAAUUUAACAGACACCAGGAGAGCAAAUCUUGUCCUGAAAGUGAAAAAAAAAGGAAAAUGGAAUUCACAUCCAGCAAGGCUGAAGGAAUAUGCUCUGACUUCCAGACACUUUCUGCAGAAAUCGUCAAAUCCAGCCAUUCCUAUAUACUUAAAACAGCCAACAGAGUAUAUGGGCAUAAGUCAUAUCCAUUUAACAAUAAAUAUUUAGAAGAUAUGAAAAUGUAUUUUGAUGCAGAACCACAGUCUGUUAACUUUGUGGACGCUUCUGAUCAAGUCAGAAAGGAGAUCAACUCUUGGGUGGAAAGCAGAACUGAAGGAAAAAUUCUGAAUCUCCUACCGGAUGACUCUGUGGACUCCCUGACCAGGAUGGUCCUGGUGAACGCCCUUUACUUUAAAGGAAUCUGGGAACAUCAAUUCCAAGUGCAAAAUACCACAGAAAAGCCUUUCAGAAUAAACAAGACUACAAGCAAACCAGUGCAAAUGAUGUUCAUGAAAGAGAAGCUUCAGGUUUUUCAUAUUGAAAAUCCACAAGCCACAGGCCUCCAACUUGACUACAAGGGCUCUGACCUCAGCCUGCUUGUGCUACUGCCUGAUGAUGACAGCGCACUGAAGCAGGUGGAAAAGGUGGUCACCUCUGAGAAGCUGAAAGAGUGGACCAGUGAAGACAUGAUGGAAUUGUGUGAAGUGCAGCUGCAUCUGCCCAAGUUCAAGCUGGAGGAGAGUUAUGAUCUCAAGUCCACUCUGAGCAGCAUGGGGAUGACAGAUGCCUUUAGCCCGAGCAAAGCAGAUUUCUCAGGAAUGUCUUCAGACAGAAACCUGUUUCUGUCCAAUGUUUUCCACAAGGCUUUUGUAGAAAUAAAUGAACAAGGGUCAGAGGCUGCAGCAGGCACUGGGAGUGAGGUGGCUUUUCGAAGAGGAUUCCCUUCCAUUGAAUUCAAUGCAGACCAUCCAUUCCUCUUCUUCAUCAGGCACAACAAAACCAAUAGCAUUCUCUUCUACGGAAGAUUCUGUUCCCCCUAAACCCUGUGUCUCUCACCUAAUAAGACUAUCUUAUGGUGUGAAAAAUGCACCAUAUGAUAGAAAACACAGUUAUCAUGAAAAUAAGUGUAGUCUACACCUCUUUUCACUUUUAAAUAAUGAUCUUGUCAUUUCUGUAUAGCUAGAGAUAAUGAAGCUUUUUAUUUUUACCACACAAGCAGCAGUUGGUUUUAAUGUGACUUUGAUUUACCUUGCAGAUAUGCUAUGUUAUUCCAUCUAAUAAUUCACAGUUCUUGAGCUACCUGAUCAUUGUAUUAAUGUCAAUUACAUUUCACAUUCAUUGAUUAGUGUAGAAAAUAUUUAUAAAUGCAACAUGAUAUUGAAAAAUAAGACAUUUUCAAGAAUAUCAUUUGUUGACUCUUAAAAUCCAACAUAAAAUUAGCUCUCCCUGUCUGCUAUUUUAAAAAAUACUUAUAUAGACAUUAAUGAGAAAUCUAGUGAAAUGCAAGUGAAAUCCAUGAUUUAGUUAGUAGCAGUGUACCAAUCUUGAUGUCUUAGCUUUGAUAAAUGUACCUUGAUAAUAUAAGAUGUUAAGCAUUAGGGGAAAUUGUAUUGGGGGUCUAUGGGAAUCCUAUUAUUUUUGCAAUUUUUAUAUGAAUCUAAAAUUAUUCAAAAAUAAAAAUUUGUUUAAAAUAA